This is a messenger RNA of Solanum verrucosum, 3011 nucleotides long. RefSeq lists its product as uncharacterized. The transcript is spliced from 3 exons. Lineage: Eukaryota; Viridiplantae; Streptophyta; Magnoliopsida; Solanales; Solanaceae. The record is from RefSeq and is a predicted model, not a curated record. The coding region runs from base 98 to 2947 and encodes 949 amino acids.
GGUGUUUGAUCUUUUUGCUGUCUAGUUUGCAGUUUUUCAGUCUUUUUUUCUCUCUGUUUAAUUGUUUUACUGACUUAAUCAUUUUUCUACCCCUUGUAUGAUUGCAGGAAUGGGCACUAAAGUACAAUGUAAGACGUACUUGCCAGGAUUUUGCUCCAUGAGUGAUCUAAAUAACAACGGAACUAAUACCCCAUGGCUCUUAGAUCAUGAAAAUAAGUCGAGGAAAAGAAGUCAGUGCACUGAUUCAACUUUGUCGUCGCAACCAAUUGAUGGAUACUCGGGAUGUGACAGAGAAAAAAUGAGGCAGACAAUUCUGGAGCAUGAAACAAUUUUUAGGCAUCAGAUCCAAGAACUCCACCGGCUAUAUAGAAGACAAAGAGAUCUCAUGAAUGAACAUCAAAGGAAAGAAAUGUUUAACAGUCAAAUGAAGAUAUUCCAGUCUAGUCCCUCAUUGUCUCAUUUUCCUUCAUUGGAUUCUAUAGCUGGCCAGCUAUCAACGAAAGAUGCUUCUAAGUACAAAUCAUCCUUUGAUUUUACAGAGAACGAUAGUAGGUCCAUUCAUUUCUCCCCUCAAGUCACAAACAGUUCAAGGGAAUGUGAACCUCACCAGCCUGGUAGCAGUUUGUUCCAGAGAAAAAUGUUCAACUCUAGAUAUGUAGUUGAAGAGUGCACGAAUAACGAAGAAGAACAAACUACUAUGAAACAAUUGGGAUUAGCCGGCAUUCAAGGGAACCCUGUUGAGGGAAUUUAUCCAAUCCCCCGAAGAAGAGAUGUGAAGACACCUAGAGCUUUAGAAUUUCAUUCUGAUGCUGAUCUCGACAGAACCAAUUCCUCAAAAAGGACGGAUGAACUGGCAGACUUGAAUAAACCUUUACCACUUGAAGAAGAUCCUCCUUUGGUGCCGGAUAUCAAUAUAAGCAGCAUUACUUGCCUCGAGGAUGGCUGCUUUGACGGGGAGAAGUUCUCUCCUAAGUCACUCAAGGAAAGGAUUGGUAGAAUUUGCCUCAACCACCCGCCUUGCAGGAAUGAAGAAGAGCAGUUAACUUUUAAAUUUAAUGCUGAGCAAAAGCAACCAGAUAACAGAUCUUCUGGAAGACUUGAAACUGCUGAAAAUUUACCUAAAGCCUGUCAGUCAUCACAAGGUCAUGAACUUUUCAAGCACUCUCUCAUUAAGGAAGCCAAGAAUGAGCACCCGAAGAAAAGGACAAUUUUUGGUGUUGAAAUUCAUGAAGAAAAUCAAGUACAAUCUGCUAGCUUUUCCAAUGUGCAAAUGUCUACUCAUAAAUCUCAACCACUUUCUCAGAGUUAUACUGAACUUCUGCGAAACCUUGAGGCCUAUCAAGGCAAUAUGCAUAUGGGAAGUGAUGUCAGAUCAGAUUCAAGUUCAAAGAAUGUACUUCCAGACCAAAAUGUUCUUUGUAAAAGAUCUCAGACAAGUGCUAAAGAUUGGACAAAUACUUUCAAUCGUGUGAAUGACAUGGAUUGUAAAUCUGUUGGAUUAAAGAAUGCCAGAGAUACUUCUGGUGUAUCUCAAACUGAAGCUGCUGGAAAAACACAUGUAUCUGGAGAUUCUCAGAGGAAGCAGGAAAACCCCCGGGAAACAUUGCCUUGGUUAGUCGGGAAAUCACAGGAAUGUGUAGAGCAGACCAAAGGGAAGGAAAGUUGUUAUCACUUAAAUCUGGACUCCUUGCAGAAUUACUCCCAGCAGUUUUUUAGAAGAGAAGACACAGCAGUCAACUCCUCUGAAUUUAUAGAUCAGAGAUGGGGAACCUUGUCAUCGAUAUCCUCCAAAGGUUCUGAAUGCCAGAAAGUUGAAGUUAGUGACAGCACUAAAAUAAGGACAAUUUUUGGUGCUCCAAUUUUCAGUGCCUCCAAGGACUCGCAUGCAGCCCGUUCUCUCUCAAAGGCCACUUUUCCUGAUAUUGACGGUGUUACUGCCACAAUCAUUUCACGGGAUGAGACUGUUUGUACAAAGAAGGUGGAAGCUAAGGAUUUUGUUCAAGAAAAAGAACUAAAUGGUUGCACUUCCGGUUUAAGGUAUCAGAUUGAUUUGAACUUGUCUUUAGAUGAAGAAGAGGCACCAUCCGCACCUCCUCUUCCUCAGGCUGUGGUGAGGAUUGCAACCACUGAGAUAGACUUAGAGGCUCCAGCAGUUCUUGAAUCCGAAGAAGAAUGUGGGAAUUCUAAACUUGCAUUAGAAGAAUCUAACAAGUCGAGUGAGGAAGCCAUGAGGGUUGCUGCAGAGUCUAUAAUUUCGAUCUCAGCGUCUAGUUCUGUAAAUGGAGAUACGAAUGAUGCGUUGCAAACUGAACCUAGUGACUGCCUCAAAUGGUUUGCUGAUUUGGUCUCCUCCCACUCUAGUGGCCAAGAAUACAUUACUAGAAAGAUCAGCUCAGGUACAGUGUCCGGGUUUGAUGAGGAAUCCAUUCCCGAUGGCUUUGAUUACUUUGAGUUUAUGACACUCAAGCUGGAAGAUUUGAAGGAAGAAGAGUAUUCCUAUAAAAUGCUGACAAUGGUGAGCCAUAAUGACGAAGAAACGGGGGCCACUACCUUACCAAAACGGCCUCGAAGAGGGCAAGCAAGAAGGGGCAGGCAACGGAGAGAUUUCCAGAGGGACGUUCUUCCUGGUCUUAUUUCCCUGUCAAGGUAUGAGGUGAACAAGGAUAUUCUGGCAUUUGAAGAGCUGUUUAAAGCUAGUGGAUCCUCUUGGCAGUCUAGCUUAUCACAUAGGAAAACCGGUAAGAGUGGCAGGGGAAGGCGUCGUUUAGCAAACGCUGAUCCUUCCCCAAUAAUUCCUGCUGAUUGCACACCUCCGGUAAACCAGCCUUGUUCUAGUGAGCUGGGGCUCGAGGAAAAAAGUCUAACUGGGUGGGGAAAGAGAACGAGGCGCUUGCCAAGGCAGAGAUAUCUAAACCAUAAUCUUACUCUUCCUCUGAAGCAAUGUUGAUGUAUAGGUUAGACUCACAUCAUGAGUUUGAACCUUGCUGCAGAAAAAAAAAAACUUGAUAGAG